AUGGUCGACGUGGACACCCAUUUUGGGGCAUUGAUUAAUCUCCUAACGAUUAACCAGCGAAAACGAAAUUCUCAAUUCCUUGAGCAACGAACAAAACAGAAAAAGCAAAUGGACCAGCUGCCUUACGCUGACGUGGAUUCCAGCUUGAGAACCAUGGCCGGUCGAGCAGAAGGGUUUGGCCGAUUCUCCAUCGGUGGCCUCCACGGUCCUCUCUACUCUGUCACCACCUUGGCCGGUCUUUUCUCCUCUCAAACUUUCAUUUUCAAUCAUGAUGGGCCAGGGUCACUCCGUGAGGGUUGCAGGAGACAAGAACCAUUGUGGAUUGUUUUUGAGGUUUCUGGUACAAUUGGUCUUGUAUCACAAUUAAGUGUGUCAUCUUAUAAAACAAUAGAUGGCAGAGGUCAGAGAAUUAAGGUUGCUGGAAAAGGGUUAAGGUUGAAAAACUGUGAGCAUGUAAUUGUUUGUAACCUUGAAUUUGAAGGUGGUAGAGGACAUGAUAUUGAUGGUAUUCAAAUAAAGCCUAAUUCUAGACAUAUUUGGAUUGAUCGAUGUAGUCUUCGUGAUUAUGAUGAUGGCCUUAUUGAUAUAACCAGACAAAGCACUGAUAUCACUGUUUCUAGAUGUUAUUUUGCACAACAUGACAAGACAAUGCUAAUUGGAGCAGAUGCAUCUCAUGUUGGUGAUAGAUGCAUAAGAGCUACAAUUCAUCAUUGCUUUUUUGAUGGAACAAGGCAAAGACACCCUCGCCUUAGAUUUGGGAAAGUUCAUUUGUACAACAAUUAUACAAGGAAUUGGGCAAUUUAUGCUGUUUGUGCAAGUGUAGAAGCCCAGAUAUAUUCUCAAUGCAAUAUAUAUGAAGCAGGACAGAAGAAAAAGACUUUUGAAUUUUAUACAGAAAAGGCAGCAGACAGAGAAGGGGCUGGUUCUGGUUUAAUAAAAUCUGAAGGAGAUGUGUUGCUGAAUGGAGCUCAAACGUGCCAAGGUGUUGGGGCAGAAUAUGUGUUCCAUCCAAGUGAAUAUUAUCCAACAUGGACACUGGAGGCCCCAUUGGACUCUCUGAAACAUGUCCUUCAAAUCUGCACAGGUUGGCAAUCAAUUCCUCGACCGGCAGAGAUGGUGAUAGUUGCAUAG
Dovyalis caffra is the source of this 1131-nucleotide messenger RNA. The record is from the annotation of a GenBank genome assembly. Lineage: Eukaryota; Viridiplantae; Streptophyta; Magnoliopsida; Malpighiales; Salicaceae.